Messenger RNA from Penicillium maclennaniae, 1734 nucleotides. RefSeq names its product fungal specific transcription factor domain-containing protein. NCBI's taxonomy places the organism in Eukaryota, Fungi, Ascomycota, Eurotiomycetes, Eurotiales, Aspergillaceae. Gene Ontology annotation, molecular function: DNA binding; zinc ion binding. Gene Ontology annotation, cellular component: nucleus. Bases 1 to 1734 code for a protein of 577 amino acids. Gene Ontology annotation, biological process: DNA-templated transcription. The record is from RefSeq and is a predicted model, not a curated record. The transcript has 3 exons.
AUGCCAGCAAAAAACAUUGUGACCGAGGGUAUUGCACUCUAUUUUCAGUACUGCCACAAGCAACCGCUGUGGCUAUUUGACCCGGAGGACUUGGCUGUUCCAGAAGAUUGCCGCAAAGAGGUAGUGUUCGGCAUACUCAGUCUCUCGCUUUGUUACUCAGACAAUCCCGCUCUUGAGGGGAGAACGGACCAGAUGUGCCGGCAAUAUGCCGAGGCUGCUCGCAGCUAUGCCAUGCUUCGUAUAGCUCAAGGCAAGGUAAACCUCUCUACUUUGCAAAGUUUCUGCUUGAUUGCAAUGGCUGAAUACAUCGCCAAUGACACUCAUCUUGCAAGGCUUCAUAUUGGCCUUGCUACAAAUCUUGCAAAGUGUGCAGGGAUAGAUAUCGAAUUGCACGAGGGCAGAUCUACCCCAGAGCUGGAAGAAAGGCGAAGAGUCUUCUGGAGCAUUCAUCUUCUGAACCAGCAGUACGCCCCUCACAGUAUGCAAUUAAAUAUGCUGCGAGACAUUCAGAAGCCGAGAUAUCUGGCUGCCACGGCUGAUUCUUCACGGGAGAUGGGACUGAAGCCACCUCAAACCCCGCAAGAGAAUGGCGCUCUCACAUCGAGAGGUGGGAUUUGGGUUUAUAUGGUGCAAUUGUCGACUUUAUGGAGUGAAGUGCAGCACUACGUCUCACACUGUGCCAGUGGAGACAUGACGCCGCCAUGGUCAAUCGACUCUGGCUAUUCUAUCAUUGGGGCUCACCUGAUGGAUCUUGAAACUAGUUUCCCUACAGCCCAUCGAUAUGAUUCAGCCAGAUUCCAAGAGCAGUCUCGCGCAGAACUGAAUCGCGAUCGCGGAUACUGGAGCCCCUGGCUAUAUCUCCAGUUCACCCAUCAUGCCGUGCACAGUGUCCUCAAUCACCCUUUUCUCUACUCUUGGCGACCCCAGCAAUCUGCCCGGCUCGCGGUGCCCAACACGUUUUGGAAAACGUCAUCGGAGUUGGCUCUUAUCCAUACGAGUUGGACGGUUCGAUUGAUAGAAAUGGUCGCUGAUAAAGAGUAUCAACUGUCUGACCCAUUUCUUGGUCACGCGGUAGCGAUUGCAGCGACUAUUCACCUUUAUUACUGCCGUGCUGCCGAUCCAGCUCUCAGAGAAUCUGCUCAAAAGAAACUUGACACAUGUACAAGGUUCUUGAGUGACUUGGCGAGGAAAUGGCCCCGACUUCAGUCACUAAGGCUCAUCGAGUCUGCAUUUGCUGUCAGCCCAUAUUCAACUCAUAGCCGACUGCCCCGAAGAACACUUUCCAUCGAUACAGCCUUGAUGUGGGACAUUCUUUGUCACAAGUCUCCUAAAACCCCAUUCGAUCCUCCAGGGGAGGGCCUCUUUGAAGCAUCAUUCUUGCAACCUCAUGAUAACAUCCACUCAGAUCAGUUGACGGUUGAGACCGAGAUAUUUCACGGUUCUGUCGCGGCGGUGGACAUGUCUGACGGAGGCCAAGCGCUGCCGCCAUAUUCCAGCACAUUGCGCUAUCUUGCUUUGUCAGAGAGCGAAAACCAAGGGCCUUGGCCUCGAAACUCUACUUUGUCAAUCAACAGUGGCUCGGAUGGAGUACCGCUACAACGGGAGCCAUUGGCGUGGGCGGCAUCGGGAUUCCCUGGUGAUGUGUCUUUCAUGGACGUCACGCACGACCCAUUUUUCCAAUUCCAAGAUCACGAAAACCCAUAUCGAGGAAUAUGGGAGAUCGGAAAUCUGUGA